AUGAUGCGAAAUGUAGCCAAUGAAUGAAUGAAAUUGAAAUCAUAAAACAGGUUUUUUUUUUCAUAUAUAUGAUAAAAAUCAGGAAUGACCAUAAACAGGUGAGAUUUUAGAACAUGAUGAUUUGUAAAUUUCAGAAUAAUGGACUAUUCAUUUUUGCACCAUAAUAAUCGAAUGAAUUUUGCAAAAAGAAAAAAAUUUCAAUGGAUAUUUGCCAUUUUUUCUGUGUUUAUCGUCAUUAUAUUUAUCUAUACUGGCAUUGGAUUUAAUGAUAAAAUUAAAUCAAAUAAAUUUGACAAUCCAUUAUUCGCUAUGAUUGAUUAUGAGCAUAGCCAUUUGGAAUUUGAUUCGGCCAAUUCGAAUAAUGUGACUGGUUUCAACGAAUACAUUGUACCAGAUAUUGUACAUUACAUUCAAUUGGAGAAUCCAUUUUUUGAUUUUAUAACAUUGAUAUCAAUCAUGUCUACUGUUCGUCAUCAUAAACCUAAAUUAAUAAUGAUACAUAGUGAUCGGAAAAAAUUACGAGGAAAAUAUUGGCAAAAAAUUAUUGAAUUGAAUUCAAGUAAAAUGAUAAAUACUAGAAUUUACCUGAACAAAAUACCAAGGCCAAGAUAUAUUUUUGAUCGUAAAUUAUCAUCAAUUUAUCAUGCAUCAGAUAUAGCUAGAUUUCGUGUAUUACGAAAAUAUGGCGGCAUAUAUCUGGAUAAUGAUGUAUAUGUUGUCAAACCAUUACAUAAAUUUCGUCGUUAUGAAUUUGUGAUCGGUUGGCCAGAAAAUCAAUACUUAGGAACACAGGUGCUUAUUUGUCAUAAAAAUGCACGAUUCCUUCGUCUUUGGUAUGAUUCAUAUCACAAUUAUAAGGCUGAUCUUUGGUACUAUAAUGCUGGAGAAUUUCCAACCAAACAUAUACUUGAAUCGUCUCCAAAUCUAGUUCAUCGAGUUCGAAAUGAAUUUGGUGUUGACAAUCUUGUUGAAAUGUUAUACAAUCAAAUGAAUCCACAUUGGCAAGCACAAUACUAUACAAUUCAUUUGUUGGAACGCCAUCGAUCAUAUCUGGUACCAAACAAAAGUGAUGGAAAUCGAUUUCGUUAUUUUAACGAAUAUAAUAUUGGAAAUUAUAAUCGAACUUUUGGUGAAAUGGCUCGAUUAGCAUAUUUUGGCGAGAAAAAAAUUUUGGAUCCAAUAAAAAAAUAA
This is a messenger RNA of Dermatophagoides farinae (American house dust mite), 1191 nucleotides long. RefSeq names its product alpha1,4-galactosyltransferase 1 (gene alpha4GT1). Lineage: Eukaryota; Metazoa; Arthropoda; Arachnida; Sarcoptiformes; Pyroglyphidae. The record is from RefSeq and is a predicted model, not a curated record.